Colletotrichum fioriniae is the source of this 432-nucleotide messenger RNA. RefSeq names its product D-tyrosyl-tRNA(Tyr) deacylase (gene DTD1). Gene Ontology annotation, molecular function: D-tyrosyl-tRNA(Tyr) deacylase activity. Gene Ontology annotation, cellular component: cytoplasm. Gene Ontology annotation, biological process: tRNA metabolic process. NCBI's taxonomy places the organism in Eukaryota, Fungi, Ascomycota, Sordariomycetes, Glomerellales, Glomerellaceae. The record is from RefSeq and is a predicted model, not a curated record.
AUGAAAGUUACGGUGGACAACGAAGUGAUUUCCUCCAUUGGAAAGGGGCUUCUUGUUCUUGCUGCUGUGGCUCCUGAAGACACAGAGAAAGAUGCCGAGAAUCUAGCAAACAAGGUGUUGAAGCUCAGGAUGUGGGAUGACGAUGCCGGCGCAAGGUGGAAGAAAACAGUCCCGGACAUUGACGGAGAAAUCCUCUGCGUGUCUCAAUUCACGCUUUUCGCCAAGAUCGUCAAGAACAAGCCGGAUUUUCGCCUCAGCGCAGGAGCCGAGGAUGCCAAGAGGCUCUAUCACCAUUUCUUGCAAAAGUUGCAGGAUAGCUACGUCGCCGACAAGGUCAAGGAUGGACGCUUCCAGGCCAUGAUGGCUGUGGCUUCCGUCAAUGAUGGACCGGUCACAUUUGAGCUCAACACAGAGUCGGUAGCUAAGCCCUGA